Messenger RNA from Adineta steineri, 2469 nucleotides. The record is from the annotation of a GenBank genome assembly. Lineage: Eukaryota; Metazoa; Rotifera; Eurotatoria; Adinetida; Adinetidae.
AUGGCUAAUGAUCUACAGCAACUUGCUUUAAUAGAAAAAACUUCACAUUUAAAUUAUUUACGUGAUUUUCGUGUUGAACAAUGUCAAUUAUUUCUUCAACAUAAAUGCACACAACAUCGUCCAUUUUCAUGUUUCUAUUGGCAUUUUCAAAAUCAACGUCGUCGUCGACCAUUUCGUCGAAAAGAUGGAACAUUUUCAUAUGAUCCAGAUUUUUAUUGUAAUGAUUAUGAUGAACAAAGUGGUCUUUGUCCUAAUGGUGAUGAUUGUCAACUUCUACAUCGAAAUGCAAAUGAUACAGAAAAACGUUAUCAUUUACGAUAUUUUAAAACAGGUUUAUGUACACAUGAAUCUGAUAUGAAAGGAAAUUGUCUUAAAAAUGGUCCACAUUGUUCAUAUGCUCAUGGUGCAAAUGAUCUACGACAACCAGUACUUGAUAGUCGAGAAAUACAAAAUAGUGAUUUAGCAUUAGAAAGACUUGCACGUUUAUGUAUAAGUUUAGAAAAUGAACGUGCUUUGAAUGAUGAUCCAAAAUGGAAUGAUUCAUAUUAUGUUCUUUCAAAUUAUAAAACAGAACUUUGUAAACGCCCACCACGUUUAUGUCGACAAGGUUAUGCUUGUCCACAAAAUCAUAAUCCUCGUGAUCGUCGACGUAAUCCAUCUAUAUAUAAAUACAAGUCAACACCAUGUCCACAUGUAAAACAAAGUGAUGAAUGGAUUGAUCCAACUGUAUGUGAAGCUGGUGAUAAUUGUAAAUAUUGUCAUACACGUACUGAACAACAAUUUCAUCCCGAGAUUUAUAAAUCAACUAAAUGUAACGAUGUUUCAGUAACUGGUUAUUGUCCACGUGGACCAUUUUGUGCGUUUGCUCAUAUCGAACAAGAAUUAAAAUCAUAUCGAGAUUUUGAUCUUCAUUAUACAAGUGAAUUACCUUUAUCAUCAUUUAUACCAAUACCUGAAGAUAAAGAAGUUGAUGUUAUCAAUGCAUUACCAUCAUCAAGAAACAUUCCGAAAAAAUCUUCUCAAUCAAGUAUGUUUGAAGUUGGAUCAUUUCCAGGUGCUGGUAUGAAAACACUUGAACAACAUUUAGCUGAUAGACAUUCAUUAUUAACGCAUAAUAGUGGUAGUGGUUCAUUUACUAUUCAAGAUAUGCUUUCUCAAGUAUCUCCAUCAUCUUCACAACGACAUCUCUUUCAUAAUUAUCAUCAACCUCCAUCACAAUCAACAACAUCAUCAUCAUUUCUUAAUGAGCAAUUUCUUUUAUCAGCUGCUGCAUUAGCUGCUAGUCACUCCUAUCCUCCACCCUCAUCAUUUUUAUCAACACUUGCUGCAUCUAAUCUUUUAUCAUCAAUAAAUGCACAUAUGCACUCAAUAUCACCUGAACAACAAGUAACACAAACAACAACAUCAACAAAAUCAGAUUAUUUAACAAAUCUUAAUGAUAGUUAUGAGUAUCAAUCAUUACCAAUUGAUGUUAAAAAUUUAAUUGGUUCAUCAUUAACAGCUAUUGGAUUAGAUAAUGUUAAUGAAGAUGAAUUUGAUAAAGCCGCUACAAAUGAGCAAAAUGAUGAACUUUUAUUAAUUGAUAAUGAUAUUGAUAGUUUUGAACGUUCGACAACACCAGCAACAAAUAAUACAUCACCUACACAUUUAACAACACUAUCAUCAUCAUCAUCUUCAAAUCCAAUGACAAGACCAGUUAAUAUUCCACAUUCAUUUACAAAUGAUCAUUUUUCACAUUCAUCAUCAGCUAAAUCGCCAUUUGAUGCACCUGCUCAACUAUUUGAUGAAACUUUAGAAUCGCCAAUUGAUACUCCCUUUCCUGAACCAUCAACAUCAAGCGGUAGUAGACAACGUCCUGGUGAAUUAUAUAAAAUGGCUGGUUUUAGUCAAGAUUUACCAACUUCUUUCCAUCAAUUACAAUCAACAUCACCUCAAUUAAUGUUUCAAGGUCAUAAUACUACAAGCAAUAAUUCUUUAUCACCUUCAACAUCAUCAAAUGAAAUGGAUUUCAUACGAAAUCGUGUAUUACAAAUGGAAACAUUAGCAAGAACAGAAAGAGAGUCAUCCGAACAUUGGCGUCGAGAAGCUGAAGAUAAUCGUCGAUUAGCUCUUCAACUUGAACAAGAAAAAAAUCAUGUUAUACAACAACGUGAUGAUGCAUUUCAUCAAAUUGAACAAAUGCGUCAAUUACUUAUACAUAAUAUGCGUUUAUUACCAAACGAUAAUGAUUUAAUGCAAUUAACAGUUGAUGAAGUUCGAUCAUUACAAACACGACUUCAACAAGAAUUAUCAAAACUUACGACUGUUGAACAAACUAAAUCAAACAAUACUCAACAAACUGUAUCAGCAAUACCUGGCACAUCAACAGUUGGUUCACCUUUAACAAUCACAUCAUCAUCACCUAAUCAAAAACCUCCUAAACAGCAUUCGAACAAAAAUGUCAUAGUAUCAUCAUCUUCUAAACAUUAA